AUGGCAGAUACAAAGGUCAAGGUCAAUGGCCAUACUAAUGGCAAUGGCACGGCUGACAAAACACCCACCAAGAACACCAAACUGUGGCAACUCCUCGCUUUAGCGAAAGAAGUAUCUAAAGAUGUCGGCUCAAUUGAAGACUUUGAGAAAUCGUCUGAGGAGCGUAAAGCUCUAGAGCAAGAACUCGAAGCCAAACAGGGCGAGAACAAGCGCCUUCGGGAAUUCAACGACAAGGUUGUGCGAGAGUUCUCAGACCAUAAAGCACAAGCCAACGCAAAGACAGAAACACUCUUUGCAGAGUUUGAACAGAAGUACAAAACUUAUGAGUCUAACAAAGCAGCUGUUGAAGCCAUGGAGAAGGAAGUUAAAGAAGCGAGGGAGAAGCUCGCUGCUGCAGAGGUGAAGGAGAGAGAGGUUGAGAAUUUGAAGCAGAAUUUGGCGGCUGCGGAGGCGCAUUUGGCGAGUCACGCUUCUGAGAUUAGAGAGAUGAAUGCGGAGUGUGAACUGCAGAAAUCGCAGAUGGAAGCUAAUAUCGAGGAGUUGAAGGGGUGCAAGGAAAAGUUGACGCAGGCGCAGAGUGAUCUUGGAGAAGGGAUUCUGCGCGACUUUGGGACUGAGGAGGUCAAGAAAUUGCGAUCUGAUCUCCAGGAGUUGUCGAAGAAGGUUCAUGACUUUGUCAAUGAGUAUUUCAAUGAUCACGAUGGCGCACAUGACUCUGCGAGUGAGAUCCAGGAACUUCACGCCCGCUUCCCCAAGAUCCCACUCUCGACUCGCAUCACCAAAGCGAGUGCCAAGAUGCGCUGUGCUGUCGCUGAUGCUGUCAUCGCGGAAACACUCUUCUCCUACGUCUUUGUCCCGUUCUAUGUCGCCAGCGACAUGAGGGCCAGCGCAUCAAGUAUGCUGGGCUUCUUCAAAGGCGAUGAGCGACGGGAAACAGUGUAUCGCUCUCAGAUUCUCGGGUCACUCUCUGACGCUGAGCAAACUGAGACGGUUCAAGAGGACAUUGUGCGCAAAGCGAGCAACGAGGUGCGAAGUACACUGCAUCCGCUUGUCGUGGCGUACAAACAGACUGGUUUUUAUAAUGCUGUCCCGACACUAUUCAGACAGGCUGUUGCACUUUGGGCUGAUGCUCAGCGCUCUCGCGAUAUGAUCACCGCAGAGAUGCCUGAUGAGGAAGAUUCUCGAGGUGCGCGUAAAUAUGAUGACUACGAUGUCGGAAAUGCGCGCAAGACGAAGGGAAGUCCCAAGCCAGCGGCCCUUGCGAUUCUGUUUCCGCAGUUCGUCUGCCGUGACGAAGUCAUCGCUGAAGGCGUUGUGCUCAGAUCUGAUCAGGCUGCUGUUGUUGAGGCGCUUGAAGAGGCACAGAGCAACGGCGGUGCAAACGGUGAUGCGAAAAAGAAGCCCGGAACGCGAAGGAGGUCUUCUGCUGAGCCUAAGUCUCCCCUCCGCAAGUGA
Messenger RNA from Fusarium redolens, 1455 nucleotides. RefSeq lists its product as uncharacterized. Bases 1 to 1455 code for a protein of 484 amino acids. The record is from RefSeq and is a predicted model, not a curated record. NCBI's taxonomy places the organism in Eukaryota, Fungi, Ascomycota, Sordariomycetes, Hypocreales, Nectriaceae. The transcript is spliced from 3 exons.